AUUUUAAUUCCUAAUUUUUUGCAAGUCCACUGAUAAACAUUAAUCUUUUUUUUUUUCCUUUUUUAAAUCUUAAUUUGUUUUUCGUUUGUCAAAUGAAGGGUACUGAAGGUCAAGAGUUCAAGGAAAAAUUAAAGGAGAUUUAUGAGGAAAAUGGCGAGAACUGUUCAAUAAAUUUUCUGAGGAGGAGGGAAUUACUGGGAAGUUCAAGAAGUUCAACGCCGUUUGUUUAAAGGGUACGGAAGAGGAAGAAAGUCAACGCAGUGAAGUAACAGAUAAGCUUCUUCAAGAGUAGGGGGAAGAUGGAGAAAACCAACAAUCCGAUGAGGAAACUGAAAUGAUUCUGAAUAACCUUUCAAAGAACCUUGAAAUGUUUCAAACAGGGGGACUAGAUGGUGUCACUGCCGUGAAUUCAAGUAGCUUUGGAGCAAGGGAAAACCCAUUUGAGCAAUUGAGGGAGUUAAAGAGAAAAAGAGAAGAACUGGAUGGAGCCAGUAAGGACGAAAGGCCUGCAACUGCUAACAGUACUACUCCAAGUAGUGAGUUAAUGGCUGAGCCUCACCAGAAGAACCAUCAGCUAGCCGCUGCAGGAGCUCCUCAAGGACCUCUGUUCUCAACCAACAGAGGUACACAAAUACAAAUGAACAAGGUUGCUCAUGAUAAGGAGGCCUCCACUUCAUCAUCGGCACCUCCACCUCAUCAUGAGCUUGGACUAGGCAGCAAGCAACAAGUUAGCAUGUACAAUCUUGUGAAGCAAUAUGUGAAGCUCAAAGAUGCUAAAAGAAGAUGGCAGGAAGCUGCAGCAGCUGCUAUUGAUGCUAACCACGAAUACAAGGAAAAGAAGAAAGAAGCUGACAACUUGAACGAACAAGUGAAGGGAUUGGAGGAGGGGUUUAGCAAGCUCAAGGCUGAACUGGCAGAGAAGAUUUCCAAGGAUGCACUUCAGUUGCAGAUGCUCUAUGCUGUGAUCCUUGGUUGGAAUUUGAAGAACAGGCUGCUGCAGGUCAUCUCUCCUGGCUCAGAGUUUCUAAACUUGCCUCUAUGGGACACUAUUCAGCUCUAUCCUUCUCUCCAAAACCAGUUCAAUGAAGGUCUGGCUUUGAUAGGUCAGGGACAUCCCAUCGAUGACAAAGUUGCCACUCAAUCUAAUGAUCCACCUGUGGUUGUGCCGCUUUCCAAAUUUUGGCACUACAACUUGUUGGAUAAUGUUUCGCAAUGUGAGCCACGCGUUUUUUGCACUCUAGAAGAUGCUGCCAACAUAGCUGCCAAUAGUCUUCAAUUUCAGGCUGAAAACGCCAGAGCUAAUAAUGUGGAACAGGAGGAUGAUGCAAAUUAUCAGAGGAUGGAUGAAGCUACUGAGGCUGAACACUGGGACUGGAGGUCGGUAUUGCGUGCGCUUGGUGGUAAGGAUCCUUGAGUUUAUCCCUUUUGUAUUUGUGAUCAUUAGUUCGCAGAUGCAAGAUGGCUGCGUGCUUCCUGGGAACAAUUUCAUUGCCCCUGCGUAGGCCUAUAAUUUGAUACAGUGGAUAUAGUUUCCUUCUGUCUAUCCAUCGGAUACUGAAUGCUGGAUUUUUGGUGCUGAUCCGAGCAUCUUUUUAUUUGACGUAUGACCUGUUGAU
Rubroshorea leprosula is the source of this 1616-nucleotide messenger RNA. The record is from the annotation of a GenBank genome assembly. NCBI's taxonomy places the organism in Eukaryota, Viridiplantae, Streptophyta, Magnoliopsida, Malvales, Dipterocarpaceae.